Messenger RNA from Zerene cesonia (dogface butterfly), 1381 nucleotides. RefSeq names its product AN1-type zinc finger protein 6 (gene drn). Gene Ontology annotation, molecular function: DNA binding; zinc ion binding. NCBI's taxonomy places the organism in Eukaryota, Metazoa, Arthropoda, Insecta, Lepidoptera, Pieridae. The transcript is spliced from 6 exons. The record is from RefSeq and is a predicted model, not a curated record. The coding region runs from base 605 to 1153 and encodes 182 amino acids.
UUUUUUAUGUGGUGUUUUGCUGUGAUUGUGAAAUGUGUUUCUAUAUGACGAAAUUGUACCUUGUUCCGUGACUUGUGUGAUGUGACGCCAUUUUCUUCGUGAAUGCCAAUUAACGAUAUUCUUCAAUAUUUUUGAUAUCCUAACGUUUAGUGCAGCUUCUGGGGGAUAAAUAAACAUUAAAAUAGUUGGCAUGCAUCUUAUACUUGUGGUCGUUGUUUUAGGUGGUGUAACUAUUCAUUGUGAUGCCGGUGGAUGCUGACUUUAACUGCACAGUCGUGGUGACGCCUAGUUGUGAGCUGAAGGGUCUUCGCACUUGGAAAGACAUUUGUCUGGUACGGAAUUCACUUUUUCAACAUCAGGGCCCAAUACGAUCCUGACACAGAAAGUAGUCGCAGCUCAUCGGCUGAGGCAGCCGCUAACCGAGAAGACAGCAGGAGGGAUAUCAUCGCGUUUUAAUUGUAACAAUUUAGUGCAUCGAACAUUGUGAUCAUUGUGAGACUUUGUGUUACAAACAAGUGCAAUAUACUGAUAGUGCAAUCGUACUCUCGACGAGGACACGUUUUGUUUAUUGUUUUAUAUUAAAAGUGAAAUUAAUUGUGCAAGUAUGGAGCGAGAAUCGAAUCCAAUGGAGGCGUUGUGCCGUUCAGGUUGCGGUUUCUACGGAAACCCGUCCACUGACGGUCUCUGCUCAGUUUGUUUUAAGCGCGUGGAAUUCCAGGAGGCGUUGAAAAAGAAGCAGCAGCCGCCCGCGACGACGCCGUCGCCGGUCGCGUCGACGUUCGUGCCGACGCCGGCCACGCCGCUCGCCGCCGCCGCGCCCACCGUGCCGACGCUGCCCGCGCAGACGCAGACGCUGACAGAUAAAUUAGAAGAGGAAAGUGCAGCGGGCACGAGCGGCGCCAGCACCGGCGCGUCGGACACUGACGCCGACGACAAAGAUCCCAGCAAGGACAAAAAGAAAAAGAACAGGUGCGCCGUGUGCCGCAAGAAGGUUGGACUUACAGGGUUCGAGUGCCGCUGCGGCGGGCUGUUCUGCGCCGUGCACCGGUACAGCGACAAGCACGACUGCUCGUUCGACUACCGGGAGCUCGGCGCGCAGGAGAUCCGCCGCAACAACCCCGUUGUGGUCUCGCAGAAGAUACACAAGAUAUGAGCCCCCCCGCCGCCGCCCGCCCGCCCCGCACCGCUCUACGUACGGAUCGAGCCUCCGUCUCGCCUCUGACAUCUUGGCGCCGGCACGAACUUGACCAAGUGGCCCCCCGUGGAGCCCUGUGGACCCCCGCGGACUCCCUUGGACCCCCAUGGGUUAUUCGGCGACGUUACGCCCUCGACUCGUGCCGGUCCCCGUACACUAGAGACGCAGACUCGAUCUUCUUAUUAG